AUGGCUGAAGAUAGCUGUGAGGAGCCACUGGCAUCCACCCUGCCCCGGGGGUCCUUCAGCAGCUCCUCAGAGCUGUCCCCUAGCCAUGGCCCUGGGUUUGCAAGUCUUAAUCGCAGAGAUGGAGCUGGUGGUUGGACCCCACUUGUGUCAAAUCAAUAUCAGUGGCUACAAAUUGACCUUGGAGAGAGAGUGACAGUCACAGCUGUGGCCACACAGGGAGGAUAUGGAAGCUCUGACUGGGUGACCAGCUACCUCCUGAUGUUCAGUGAUAGUGGAAGGAAUUGGAAGCAGUCUCGACGAGAAGAAAGCAUCUGGGGCUUUCCAGGAAACUCAAAUGCAGACAGCGUGGUGCAAUACAGACUCCAUUCCCCCUUUCAAGCCAGAUUUCUGCGCUUCCUUCCCGUGGCCUGGAACCCUAAGGGCAGGAUCGGGAUGCGGAUUGAAGUAUAUGGAUGUGCAUACAGAUCCGAGAUGAUUAACUUUGAUGGGAGAAGUAACUUAUUGUAUACAUUUAAGCAGAAAUACAUGAGCUCAACAAAAGAUGUGAUUUCUUUGAAAUUUAAGAGCAGGCAAAAUGAUGGGAUUCUGUUGUACAGAGAAGGACAAAAUGGCAAAUAUAUCACACUUGAGUUAGUUAAAGGAAAACUUGUCUUAUUUCUUAACUCAGGAGAUUCUAACUCACCCUCCUCUGAUGUCCAGGAGGUCCUCACUCUGGGCAGCCUGCUAGAUGACCAGCACUGGCAUUGUGUCCUUAUUGAGCUCCUCCGCACUCAUGUCAACUUCACUGUGGACAGACACACACAUCACUUCCAGGCUAAGGGAGAGCCUGACUAUUUGGAUCUUGAUUAUGAGAUUAGCUUUGGAGGGGUCCCCGAGCAUAGAAAAUCAAUGGUGUUACCACGUAAAAACUUUAAUGGCUGUCUUGAAAAUCUCUAUUAUAAUGAAGUAGAUGUCAUUGAAUUAUCCAAGAGAAAAAGCCCACAAAUCCUCAUCAUGGGAAAUGUGACUUUCUCCUGUCUGUAUCCUCAGCCUGUGCCCAUAACAUUUUUGAGCCCCAGGAGUUACUUGGCUGUUCCAGGCACCCCAGGAAAGGAUGAAGUGUCUCUUGCUUUACAGUUUCGGACAUGGAACCGAGCAGGACAUGUAUUUACUAGCGGGUUUCAUCAUGGGUCCGGAGACCUCAGUCUUUCUCUAAAUGAUGGAAAACUUCAGCUGAGUCUCUUCCAUCUUGUACAUCCACUGAGGAGUGUCACAGCAGGUUCUGCACUAAAUGAUGGACAGUGGCAUUCUGUGUCCAUAUCUACUAGAGGGAGUCACCUGAGUAUGACAGUAGAUGAUAAUGCAACUUCCAUAGCACAUUCCCUACAUGGGCAGAUUCAUUUUGGUGACACAUACUAUUUGGGAGGCUGUCCUGAUAGCAACUCUGGCUCUGGAUGCAGAAAUCCUGGAUUUCAGGGCUGCAUGCGGCUCAUCUCUGUUAGCCACAAGGAGGUGGAUCUCAUCGCAGUGCAGCAGGAGAAGCUGGGCAGUUUCCAUGACCUGCAAAUAGACAUCUGUAGCCUGACUGACAGGUGCCUGCCCAGCUAUUGUGAACAUGGGGGUGUAUGUUCUCAGUCCUGGGACACCUUCUCUUGCGAUUGCCAGCACACUGGUUACACAGGUGCUACAUGCCAUUCCUCACUGUACGAGCAGUCUUGUGAAGCCUACAAGCACAGGGGAAACUCCUCAGGACUCUACUAUAUUGAUUCCGAUGGAAGGGGCCCACUGGGACCAUCUCUUGUAUAUUGCAACAUGACAGAGGAUUCCACGUGGACCUCCGUUUGGCACACUGGGUCCCCUAUUGCUAGGGCUGGGAGCUCAAAUGGAGGAAGCCCCCAACCAGUAUUCUUCAAGUACUCAGUCAACAUGGACCAGCUCCGAGUAAUGAUUGAGCAUGCAGAUCACUGUCAGCAGGAGCUGGCUUUCCACUGCAAGAAGUCAAGGCUUCCAGCUCACCAAGAUGGAACCCCAGUGAGCUGGUGGGUUGGAAGAACCAAUGAAACACACACUUACUGGGGAGGCUCUCUGCCUGAUGCCCAAAAAUGUACCUGUGAAUUAGAGGGGAAUUGCAUUGAUUCUCAAUAUUACUGCAACUGUGAUGCUGGCUGGAAUAAAUGGCCCAGUGAUACAGUCAUCCUUUCCCAUAAGGAGCAUCUGCCUGUCACUCAGAUAGUGACAACAAACACAGGCCAACGACACUCUGAAGCAAGCUUUACAUUGGGGCCUCUGCUUUGCCAGGGGGACAAUUCGUUUUGGAAUUCAGCUUCCUUCAAUACUGAAACAUCAUACCUCCAUUUCCCAGCAUUCCGUGGAGAACUUAGUGCUGACAUGUCUUUCUUUUUUAAGACCACAGCCCCUUCUGGAGUGUUAGUAGAAAACCUGGGAAUCACAGACUUCAUCCGGCUGGAGCUGCGUGCUUCUGCGGAAGUGACCUUUUCAUUUGAUGUGGGAAAUGGACCUUGUGAAGUCAAAGUGAAGUCCUCUACCCCCUUGAAUGACAAUCGGUGGCACUAUGUGAAGGCAGAGAGGAACAUUAAGGAAGCAACUCUCCAAGUGGAUCAGCUCCCUGUCAGAACCCAGUCGGGCCCUGCUGAUGGGCACUCCCGCUUACAAUUCAACAGCCAGCUCUUUGUUGGAGGUACAGCAACCAGGCAGAGAGGAUUUCUGGGGUGCAUCCGGGCCCUGCGUUUGAAUGGGCUGGCCUUGGACUUGGAAGAAAGAGCCACAGUGACCCCAGGUGUGGAUCCAGGAUGCCCAGGUCACUGUGCUAGCUAUGGACAUCUGUGCCACAAUGGAGGCCUCUGCCAGGAGAGGCUAAGGGGGUUUGUGUGUGACUGCACCUCCUCUGCUUAUGAUGGGCCCUUCUGCUUCCAUGAGGUUUCUGCAUAUUUAAGAACUGACUCAUCAAUCACUUACAGUUUUCAAGGACCUUACCACCACACCCCCAGCACGAACACCAGCUCCUUUGCAACUGGAUCCCAUGAGGAUCUAACACUGACAGGAGAAGAGACCGCGAUAAGCUUCAGGACAACAGGGCUUCCCUCCCUACUGCUCUUUGUUGGGGCCUUCUCAGAGGAAUACUUUUCUGUGAUCCUCACCACAAAUGGAAGUUUGCAGAUCACAUAUAAACUAGACAGACACCAGGAACCUGGUAUUUUUAAUCUUGGCUCUAAAACUAUGGCUGAUGGGAAACUUCAUCGGGUGACAAUUAGCAGAGAAGCAGCCGCAGUCUUUGUAGAGGUUAACCAGAAUACAAGGACACAUGUCAUCCUGUCCUCGGGGACCGAAUUCAAUGCAGUCAAAUUCCUGACACUGGGGACAAUUUUCGAUGCCCCCGGAGCAGACUCCAACACGCUCCGCGCGGGAAGAGGCGGCUUCACCGGCUGCCUGUCGGCGGUGCGCUUCGGGCCAGCGGCUCCCCUGAAGGCGGCGCUACGCCCCGCAGCCCCUGCCCGGGUCAGGGUCCGAGGCCACGUGAGCGCAGUGUCCGGCUGUGCUGGGCGCUCGGGGUCCGGCGCCCCUGCACGCCAGGCCACCCCGCUCGCCGGCGGUGCAGGUGCUUCAGGAGCAACAGAUGAGGGAGAGCCCCUAGUUAAUGCGGACAGGCCUGAUUCCGCGGUCAUUGGAGGAGUGAUAGCAGUUGUGAUAUUUAUCUUGAUCUGCCUCACUGGCAUAGUAAUAUGUAUUUACCAACAGAGAUGGUUACAUCAGAAAAAUGAGACAAAAAUUCCUCCGAAUGGAGACAAUGCUGAGACUGCUCUGAAAAGUGAGCCCAACCUGCAAAGUUUAGUCACUGAAAGCCAGAAAGAGUACUUCUUCUGA
Messenger RNA from Sorex fumeus (smoky shrew), 3861 nucleotides. RefSeq names its product contactin-associated protein-like 3. The record is from RefSeq and is a predicted model, not a curated record. The transcript has 25 exons. Lineage: Eukaryota; Metazoa; Chordata; Mammalia; Eulipotyphla; Soricidae. Bases 1 to 3861 code for a protein of 1286 amino acids.